UAUUUUUGUAAUACACCAACUGUCACCAAUAGUUACUCGAAAAAAGUCGGAUAUAGCGGGAAAAUAGCUAGCCCGCCAGCACCAAUAGCAACAUUGAAUUUUUUGCGCCAGCGAAAUCCGCGUCUUUUUAUAACAACCAAGCGUAAAUUAGUAUCGAUUUAGUGCCAAGGAAAUGUACCCGGCGCAACCGGCAAAGGUGGCGCCGGCUGGUCAACCGAUAUCCGCCGGAAAACGACCGCGCCAGGGCCCUGUCCGGAUGAGGCCCAUCUCUUUGCCCGUCUUCGAGCUGCCGGAGUACGUGUGCGUGGAGACCAAGUGGGUGACACGCAAGUACGCGAUAGAGAAUGGCAUUCCGGUGCAAGGACUGCAUGAACCGAUCACCAAUGGAGACGCUACAGAGGCCGCCAGGAAAUCACCAGAGCAGAGGAGACUCAGCGAGGUCACUGGGAUGUUUAUUACCGAGGUGACGGUGCCGCGCAGAGAGCGCGCCAUUCAAACCGAGAAAGCGGGCACUAAGGAUGUGGGCGUUCAGUGCCGUCGGGAUUCGGAGGAGUGGUAUUUACCGGAGGAGCUGCCUAAGGAUACCGGUACUGAGGCCUCCGAUUCCGACGAAUUUCUCACCUACGUGAGCGAGAACACAUUCAUAUUUCCCAAUGGCAUGCUGGAGUGCGCGGUGUGCGGCGAUGUGGCCAACACCUUGCUGGAGCACCAGGCCCACAUGACCGUGCACCACGGACCUAGUGCUCUGUGCUUUCGCUGUGGUCAACGUCUGGACCACAAGAAACUAUUGAAGCGUCACAGUCUGAGCUGUCCCGCUCUGGCGCCCAGGAAGUCAUCCAUGCUCUUUAAAUGCCCACAUCCACUCUGCAGCAGCAUGAGCCACUCAGAGAUGCAGUUGCUCAAGCACCUGAAACACCAUAGCGGCAGGAAGUGCUACAGAUGUCUUCAGUGCAAGCGUUACUUUAAGACCACCACCUCUCUUUUGGUACACCGAAAAAAGGAGCAGAGUUGUGCCAAGGCGAAAGUGGUCGCCCUCUUUCGCAGACACAACGGGUUGCCCCAUGGAAGAGGUGAUCCCAGACGUUGCUCAGUUUGUUUGAAGCGCUUCUGCAGCGAGCGGGUAUGCCUGCGGCACCGGAGACAGUGCAUCCUCGGCCAUUAUAGACGGCUGUCCAAGGUCCUCGAGAAGGAGCUAUGAACAGCAUAUACAAAUCUUGACCUAGCUGGUAUUUAUUAGUAUUUAGAAAUCGAUAACAAUAAAACGAAUAGAUCCUA
This is a messenger RNA of Drosophila simulans, 1275 nucleotides long. It is a transcript of the gene Boh1, whose product is annotated as zinc finger protein 629. Gene Ontology annotation, biological process: regulation of transcription by RNA polymerase II. Bases 173 to 1198 code for a protein of 341 amino acids. The record is from RefSeq and is a predicted model, not a curated record. Gene Ontology annotation, cellular component: chromosome. Lineage: Eukaryota; Metazoa; Arthropoda; Insecta; Diptera; Drosophilidae. Gene Ontology annotation, molecular function: chromatin insulator sequence binding. The transcript is spliced from 2 exons.